This is a messenger RNA of Siniperca chuatsi (mandarin fish), 872 nucleotides long. It is a transcript of the gene bsnd, whose product is annotated as barttin CLCNK type accessory subunit beta. NCBI's taxonomy places the organism in Eukaryota, Metazoa, Chordata, Actinopteri, Centrarchiformes, Sinipercidae. The record is from RefSeq and is a predicted model, not a curated record. Gene Ontology annotation, biological process: chloride transport. The transcript has 3 exons. Gene Ontology annotation, cellular component: basolateral plasma membrane. Gene Ontology annotation, molecular function: chloride channel regulator activity. The coding region runs from base 259 to 624 and encodes 121 amino acids.
CGAGUCUCCUUUUUGCCAGCAGCUUGAGACAAGGUGACCUAUCAGGUACACACACACAGCUGCAAUUUUAUACCUGACCUGACCAGGCUGUCUGCAGGCUGUAAUAACCAGCAGAGUGGAACCCUAACAGAGCUUUCUCCACCCUCACCUUCAAGCCCUGACACAGAACAACACCAAAUCUUUCCUCACUGUACAACAGGUGCUUGAGUUUUACGUUUAUACAAAUAAGAGCUUCAUUAGCCAGCAGUGGUUGCAGUGAUGGUAGAGGGGAAACCAUAUCGGUACGGAUUGAUAGCGGCGGGGCUGUGUGUGGCAGCAGUUGGCCUCUUCAUCAUGACUCAGGAGCGACCGCACAUCUACGCCACAUUAUGCGUUCUGGGCGUCAUCAUGGUGUGUGCCGGGACUGUGUGGAGCCUCUGCCAGUGCUAUCCCAAGGUCAUUUUGGCUCCUGAGAUCCAGGACAAAUGUCUAGAGGAUCUAGUGUGUACUGCAGCUGGAGCAAAAGAUGAAAGGCAUGCUGAGGCUCUGCCAGGUUUCUGUGGCCAAAAGUUGAGCAGCAGCAGACUUCUUCCUGAAGCCCUGAAGAGCCAAUGCCACAGCUGCCCCACACUGCACCUGGUCUGAGGGAGGGACACCAUCAUCAGAGGACUCCUCAUUGGUCCAAUCAAAACACUCCACCACACUGCACUCAGGACAGUGAAGAGAUCAUCUGAUGCAUUUUUAUGACCUUUGACUAAAUGACAGCAUCACUCACACAUGAUGCUGUUUGGAUGUGUAUUUUGUUUUUACAGCUAAUGGAAGUGACUGAUUAUGUAUUAACAGUUGAACACUUUGUGUCAGUGUGAAGUUAAUAAAGUUGAAUGUGUACUGAG